This is a messenger RNA of Salvelinus sp. IW2-2015, 2619 nucleotides long. Its product is annotated as WD repeat and FYVE domain-containing protein 3-like. Lineage: Eukaryota; Metazoa; Chordata; Actinopteri; Salmoniformes; Salmonidae. The record is from RefSeq and is a predicted model, not a curated record. Gene Ontology annotation, molecular function: protein binding. Gene Ontology annotation, biological process: aggrephagy.
UUCCAGAAGCCGGUGCGUUACCGCCGAGCGAUCAGCUACGACAGUAAGGAAUACUACAUGAGACUGCUGUCAGGGAACCCUGGGAUGUACCAGCACUCCAUAGAGCAGGACACUGAGGGAGAGACCACUCAGCAUGAACCUGGAGAGGUGCACGGAGAGGACACCAUCGCCAGAGUCAAAGGUCUGGUGAAGGCCCCUCUGAAGAGGUCACGCUCCACCACGGACAGGGCUGAUGAGGAACAAGACCUGCUCCAGGAACAGAUCUUAGAGUCAGGAGGACUGGACGAGGAACAGAGGACAGACAACACAUCACUGCUACGACUACUGGAGGAGGGAGAGAAGAUCCAGCACAUGUACCGGUGUGCGCGGGUGCAGGGUCUGGACACUAGCGAGGGGCUGCUCCUGUUUGGGAAGGAGCACUUCUAUGUCAUAGAUGGUUUCACCAUGACCGUCAGCAGAGAGAUCAGAGACAUCGAGACACUGCCCGCCAAUCUGCAUGAGACCAUCAUCCCCAGAGGUGCGAGGCAGGGUCAGAGCCAGCUGAAGAGGACCUGUAGUAUCUUUGCCUACGAGGACAUCAAGGAGGUCCACAAGAGACGAUACCUGCUGCAGCCCAUGGCUGUGGAGGUGUUCUCAGGAGAUGGUAGGAACUACCUGCUGGCCUUCCAGAAAGGAGUCCGCAACAAGGUCUACCAGAGGUUCCUCGCUGUGGUUCCCUCUCUGGCUGACAGCUCAGAGUCCGUCUCAGGACAGAGGCCCAACACCAGCGUAGAGCAGGGGUCUGGCCUACUCAGCACUCUGGUAGGAGAGAAAUCUGUCACCCAAAGAUGGGAGCGUGGUGAGAUCAGUAACUUCCAGUAUCUGAUGCAUCUCAACACCCUGGCUGGUCGCUCCUACAACGACCUGAUGCAGUACCCUGUCUUCCCCUGGAUCCUGGCUGACUACGACUCUGAGGAGUUGGACCUAAACAACCCACGGACGUUCCGUAACCUGGCUAAACCAAUGGGAGCCCAGACCGAUGACAGGCUGACCCAGUACAAGAAGAGGUUCAAGGACUGGGAAGACCCUACCAGUGAGACCCCGGCGUAUCACUACGGUACACACUACUCCUCAGCCAUGAUCGUGGCGUCCUACCUGAUCCGCAUGGAACCUUUCACUCAGAUCUUUCUCAGGGCCUCCAGAGGUCACUUUGACCUGGCUGACAGGAUGUUCCACAGUGUGCGUGAGCCUGGCUCUUCUGCCUCCAAACACAACAUGGCUGAUGUCAAGGAGCUCAUCCCUGGUUCUCUUUACCUGCCAGAGUUCAUGCUCAACUCCAACAACUUUGAUGUUUUAACAGGUGCCAAACAGAACGGUAUUCGACUAGGAGACGUCCUUCUGCCUCCGUGGGCUAAAGGAGACCCCCGGGAGUUCAUCAGAGUCCAUCGACAGGCUCUGGAGUGUGACUAUGUAUCGUCUCACCUCCACGAGUGGAUCGACCUGAUCUUUGGCUUCAAGCAGCAGGGUCCUCCGGCGGUGGAAGCGGUCAAUGUGUUCCAUCACCUGUUCUACGAGGGACAGGUGGACAUCUACAACAUCAACGACCCCCUCAAGGAGACCGCCACCAUCGGCUUCAUCAACAACUUCGGACAAAUCCCCAAACAGGUAUUAUAUGCAUUGCUGGGCCAUACAGACACAGUAACCUGCCUGACAGCCUCGUCAGCGUAUCACAUCCUGGUAUCUGGCUCUAGAGACAGGACCUGCAUCAUCUGGGACCUCAACAAACUYUCCUUCGUCACACAGCUCAGAGGACACAGGGCCCCCGUCUCUGCCCUUUGCAUCAACGAACUCACGGGAGACAUAGUGUCUUCGGCGGGGACCUACAUCCAUGUGUGGAGCAUCAACGGCAGUCCCAUAGCCAGUGCCAACACCUUCACAGGCCGCUCACAACAGAUCCUCUGCUGCUGCGUGUCAGAGAUGAACGAGUGGGACACGCAGAACGUCAUCGUCACCGGACACUCCGACGGAGUCGUCAGGUUCUGGAGGAUGGAGUUCCUACAAGUCCCAGAAACCCCUGCCCCAGAGCCCAUCGAGCCCCCUGAUGUAACUGACUGCUGUACAGAGGACAAGCUGGCAGAGGGACCCGAGAGCCAGAACGCUGACGAUGACAGCAGCGAGUCAGACGGAGACGAGCCCUGCCUCAGCACAGAGUCCAAACCCUCCCCUCUGCCCAACGCUGCAGCCGGGGGAGGAGCUGGAUCGGUUGGGGGAGGAUCAGGCAGCCAACCAGGCAGCACCGUCCACAGACCCAAAGUUCCUCGGGGUCCCGGUGUCGCUGGAGUUCGGACAGGGGCCUCGUGGUCAGUGGACAGCGGGUCAGAUGACUCCCGCCGCUGGUCAGACACCCUCAGCCUGGACGAGAAGGACGGCUUUGUGUUCGUCAACUACUCCGAGGGACAGACGGGACAGACACCACUCAAACCAGGGGUCCACCCUCACCCCCAGCUUCACCCUCCGCACCCCAUAGCAGGCCACGGGGGGGUCCCCCAGCCCAUACACCCCACCACCAUGGAGGCACGGCCCUAUAACCAGCUCAGAGCAGGUACUGACCAAACCACAGUGAUGCAGAUCACCCAAUAA